Messenger RNA from Gastrolobium bilobum, 1650 nucleotides. RefSeq names its product monocopper oxidase-like protein SKU5. The transcript has 7 exons. The record is from RefSeq and is a predicted model, not a curated record. Gene Ontology annotation, molecular function: copper ion binding; oxidoreductase activity. Lineage: Eukaryota; Viridiplantae; Streptophyta; Magnoliopsida; Fabales; Fabaceae. Bases 1 to 1650 code for a protein of 549 amino acids.
AUGGCUGCACGUUCUGCUAGUCCUCAACUGGAACUUGUUACAUGUUCAAUUCUGCUGCUAGCACUCUUUGCAACAAUAGCCACUAGUGCUGAUAUAUUCCUUGAUUGGCACGUUUCUACUGACUUCGAUCUAAAGCCAGUUUCUGCAGAUCAACCGGUUAUAACAAUCAAUGGCAUGUUUCCUGGGCCCCUUAUAAAUGCAACAACAAAUGAUAAUAUUCAUGUCACUGUUUUCAAUGAUUUGGAUGAACCCUUGCUAUUUACAUGGAAUGGCAUACAGCAAAGGCUAAACUCAUGGCAAGAUGGAGUGUCUGGUACAAACUGCCCCAUCCAACCUGGCACCAACUGGACUUAUGUUUUCCAAACCAAAGACCAGAUUGGCACAUUCUUCUACUUCCCUUCCACCAAUUUCACGAAAGCUGGUGGAGGGUUUGGUCCAAUUAGAGUCAACAAUCGUCCUGUGAUAACUGUUCCUUUUCCAAAACCUGAAGCAGAGUUUGAUCUUUUAAUUGGUGAUUGGUACAAUAGUAGCUACAAGGAUAUUAGGUCCAGUUUGAAAACUACGGAUGUUAUUUCCCCUGAUUGGAUGCUAAUAAAUGGCAAAGGACCAUAUAUGAACCCUUCUUCAAAAUCAUAUGAAAUCUUCAAUGUUACACAAGGCAAAACAUAUUUGCUUAGGAUAUCAAAUGUAGGGACAGCUUGGAGCUUCAAUUUCAGGAUUCAAGAUCAUCUAAUGGUUCUUGUUGAAACUGAAGGGUCUUAUGCCAAUCAGAUAAAGUUGGAGUCUCUUGAUGUUCAUGUAGGCCAAUCCUACUCAGUUCUUGUCACAGCAGACCAAAAUGCUGCUGAUUUCGACAUAGUGGCCUCUCCUAAAAUGAUUGAUGCCACAAAUAUGAGCAGUCUUGUUGGCGUUGCUGUGCUUCAUUACGAUAAUUCUACCACACCUGCUAAUGGAUCUCUCCCAUGUGGUCCAGAUCCAUUUGAUAUGCAGUUUUCCAUCAACCAAGCAAAAUCCAUUAGGUGGAACCUGACCACUGGAGCUGCAAGGCCUAAUCCUCAAGGAACCUUCAACGUAACAAAUGUGACAAUAUCUGAGACUUUCAUUCUACAGACAUCAACAGCGACGGUUGAUCAAUUACCUCGUUACACUGUCAACAAUGUGUCAUACUUGACCCCAGAUACACCACUGAAGCUAGCUGAUUACAUUACCAAUGGAACAGGAGUAUAUAAACUUGAUGCUUUUUCUAAGAACUCUUCAAAUGCCAAUGCCGUUCGUGGAGUUUUUGUAGCAAGUGCAUUACAUAAAGGGUGGACGGAGAUAGUGCUUCAAAACAAGUUAGACACCAUUGAUACUUGGCAUUUGGAUGGAUAUAGCUUCUUUGUCGUCGGAUUUGGUUACGGAGAAUGGGAACCAGAAUCACGGUCAACUUAUAACCUUUAUGACCCAGUAGCUCGCUCCACAGUGCAAGUGUACCCAGGAUGGUGGAGUGCAGUGUAUGUGUACCCUGACAACCCUGGAAUGUGGAACUUGAGAUCACAGAAAUUGAAAAACUGGUAUUUAGGUGAGGAGCUCUAUGUAAGAGUUUAUGAUCCUGAUCCCAACCCUGCCAGAGAGAGGCCAUCACCACAGAAUCUCCUUUUUUGUGGUUAG